GGGGCGGGCGAUGGAGAGCAGAUUUGAGCUCCUGGGACACCUUCGAGCCCGCUGCUGCCCAGCUUCCCAGGAGCCCGGGAUCCCGGCCAGGCUCUCAGAACACCCGCCCCAGCUCAUGGCUUCUACCACCUCCGCUGUGCCCUGGACCGUCUCUCAAUCUCUCCCACCUGGCAACAGCAGCAAGAAGAAGCCUGACGACCCCCGGGACCCACUGCUAGCUCAGGCGGAGCUAGCCCUGCUCUCCACAGUCUUUGUGGCUGUGGCCCUAAGCAAUGGCUUGGUGCUGGGGGCCCUAGCACGGCGGGGCCGGCGGGGUCGCUGGGCGCCUAUGCACGUCUUCAUCGGCCACUUGUGUCUGGCUGACCUGGCUGUGGCUCUGUUCCAAGUGUUGCCCCAGCUGGCCUGGGAUGCCACCGACCGUUUCCACGGGCCUGAUGCCCUGUGCCGGGCCGUCAAGUACCUGCAGAUGGUGGGCAUGUACGCUUCCUCCUACAUGAUCCUGGCCAUGACAUUGGACCGCCACCGUGCCAUCUGCCGCCCUAUGCUGGCAUACCGCCACGGAGGUGGAGCUCACUGGAACCGGCCGGUGCUGGUAGCCUGGGCCUUCUCGCUCCUUCUCAGCCUGCCCCAGCUAUUCAUCUUUGCCCAGCGCGAUGUGGGAGAUGGCAGCGGGGUCUUUGACUGCUGGGCCGACUUUGCCGAACCCUGGGGCCUCCGUGCCUACGUCACCUGGAUUGCCCUAAUGGUAUUUGUGGCACCUGCCCUGGGCAUUGCCGCCUGUCAGGUGCUCAUCUUCCGGGAGAUUCAUGCCAGCUUGGUGCCAGGGCCAGCAGAGAGGGCUGGGGGACGCAGAGGAGGGCGCCGGACAGGCUGUCCCCGAGAGGGAGCACGGGUGUCGGCAGCCAUGGCCAAGACCGUGAGGAUGACGCUGGUGAUUGUGAUCGUCUACGUGCUGUGCUGGGCACCCUUCUUCCUCGUGCAGCUGUGGGCAGCGUGGGACCCGGAAGCGCCUCGGGAAGGGCCCCCCUUCGUGCUUCUCAUGCUGCUGGCCAGCCUCAACAGCUGUACCAACCCCUGGAUCUACGCCUCCUUCAGCAGCAGCGUCUCCUCGGAGCUGCGCAGCCUGCUCUGCUGUGCCCGGAGGAGUACCCCACCCAGCUUGGGGCCCCAAGAGGAGUCCUGUGCCACUGCCAGUUCCUUCCUGGCCAAGGACACUUCCUCCUGAGAAGCCAGGGGGCGCCUUUCCUUCCAGAGGCUCCACAAAGCUCAGCUGCCUGCCUGGGGCUGACCCUGGAAGCCACUGGGAGAGGGCCUCCCCCCACCGAAUGGGAAUCGGCUCUGGAUCGUGCGGGGCCCCAGAGGUCAGCUCCUUGGCACUGGGUAUGGGGAGGAGCUGCAGUAGCAUGGCGGUGGCCCAUGGCUUCCGCUCUAGUCAGUGCCUGCCAGUGAGACAGAGGUCCCAGGGAGCCCAGGAGGAAAGAAAGGAGAUGAGACCAGAGGACCUUCAUUUCUCCAUCUCUCUACUUCCCCUCAGCCCUCCCUUCUCACUCUCUCCCUAAUAAAAGUUUCAGCUCAUUUUCCA
Molecule: messenger RNA, 1582 nt
Organism: Hipposideros armiger (great roundleaf bat)
Lineage: Eukaryota; Metazoa; Chordata; Mammalia; Chiroptera; Hipposideridae
Gene: AVPR2
Product: arginine vasopressin receptor 2
Exons: 4
Coding region: 11-1225 (404 amino acids)
Biological process (GO): G protein-coupled receptor signaling pathway; positive regulation of vasoconstriction; cellular response to hormone stimulus
Cellular component (GO): plasma membrane
Molecular function (GO): vasopressin receptor activity; peptide binding
Source: RefSeq, a predicted model, not a curated record